This is a messenger RNA of Aspergillus fumigatus Af293, 1548 nucleotides long. RefSeq names its product putative MFS multidrug transporter. Gene Ontology annotation, biological process: transmembrane transport; basic amino acid transport. The record is from RefSeq and is a predicted model, not a curated record. Gene Ontology annotation, molecular function: basic amino acid transmembrane transporter activity. NCBI's taxonomy places the organism in Eukaryota, Fungi, Ascomycota, Eurotiomycetes, Eurotiales, Aspergillaceae. Gene Ontology annotation, cellular component: fungal-type vacuole membrane.
AUGUCUCCAGAGAGGACUCCGACAGAGACCUCCCCUUUGCUGGGCCCGCAAAGUGGGAAUGCUCCUACCAAUGGUACAGUAUCCAACAAUAUCCUUCGGGAUCCCGAGGCGGAUUCUUUGAAGGAUGACCUGGCGCCGAGGCACAACCUUCGAUACAUUCUACCUGCCGUUUCCAUCGGUAUCUUCCUGUCUGCAGCCGAUCAGACGAUCAUUGUGGCCAGUUAUGGGCAGAUCGGUUCCGACUUGAAAGCCCUCAAUCUGACCAGUUGGGUGGCUACCUCUUAUUUCAUCACGUUGGCAAGCUUUCAGCCAUUGUAUGGCAAGUUGUCCGAUAUCUUUGGCAGACGAGCAUGUCUCUUAUUCUCGUAUUUUGUGUUCGGUCUUGGCUGUCUAUUUUGCGGCCUAGCGCGAAACAUUCAUGAGUUGAUCGCUGCUCGUGAGGAAUACUGUCUGACUAUAUUGGCUGGCGGUGGCAUGUUAAUGAUAAGACCCAUCUUCCGGAUUGCGUGUUGUGCUAACAAUGUUCCCAGGGCCUUUCUCGCUCAGGUUCCUCUGUGUGUUCUUGCAUUCCUAGCUGUGUCGGUCAUGCUAGAUCUGCCUGUUCAGGGGGAUAGCCAUUGGAAGACCAAGCUGCGCCGGAUCGAUUUUCCAGGAGCGUUUGCGCUUGUUGGAGCAGUAGUCGGCCUCCUCCUUGGACUGGAUCGAGGCAGUAACGUCUCCUGGACGAUUCCUCUAACCAUUGUGUCGCUUUGUGUCUCUCUCACCAUGUUCGUGCUCUUUGUGUUGAUCGAAAUCUACUUCGCCGCUGAGCCGUUUGCCCCUGGUCAUAUCAUCUUCAACCGAACCUUCUUUGCCAGCUACUGCUGCAACUUUUUCAGCUUUGGCGGCUGGCUUGCGGGUCUUUUCUUUAUUCCUUUGUACUUUCAAGCUGUCGAUGGCGUGUCUGCUACGGUCUCUGGCCUGCGCCUCCUGCCGAGUAUUAUAGCCGGUGUUUCGGGCUCUCUGUUCGCUGGCUAUGUCAUGAAAUGGACAGGGAAGUACUACUGGCUGACCAUCGUUGCUUACGGCCUCCUGACAGUGGGUCUGACCACCAUCUACCUUUUCACCGGCGGGGUUACUCAGAGUCUUAUCCCUAUGAUCCUGGGAAUGGUGCUCUGUGGUUUUGGGAACGGGAUCGGUGUCACGACCACAUUAAUCGCCUUGAUUUCAAACGUGACCCCCGAGGACCAGGCAGUUGUUACUGCCUGCUCGUACCUUUUCCGCUCCCUAGGUUCGGUUAUUGGUGUGUCGUUAUCCUCCACCGUGGUUCAACAACUCCUACGCAGUCAGCUCAGAUUCGCUUUGCGCGAUAGCAAGGACAUUGAUCGUAUUGUCGAAGGGGUGAGACAGAGUCUGGACUACAUCAAAACUCUCGACCCUACAGUCGCCAGGAUCGUGCGAGGCUGCUAUGGGUGGGCUACCAAUAAGGGGUUUGCCUUUAUGGUUGCCAUCGUCUUCUUCGCUCUCCUGAGCAGCUUUUUCAUUCGAGAGAGCAAGUUGAGUCGGUAA